Messenger RNA from Eriocheir sinensis (Chinese mitten crab), 440 nucleotides. It is a transcript of the gene RpL36, whose product is annotated as 60S ribosomal protein L36-like. Gene Ontology annotation, cellular component: cytosolic large ribosomal subunit; ribosome. NCBI's taxonomy places the organism in Eukaryota, Metazoa, Arthropoda, Malacostraca, Decapoda, Varunidae. The transcript has 4 exons. The record is from RefSeq and is a predicted model, not a curated record. Gene Ontology annotation, molecular function: structural constituent of ribosome. Bases 61 to 408 code for a protein of 115 amino acids. Gene Ontology annotation, biological process: cytoplasmic translation.
AUUGGUUUGCCGGCACGCCGUCUCAUCCCUUCUCUUCCCAUCCUCAGCGGCCUAGGCAAGAUGGCACCCAAGUAUGACAUGGCCGUGGGCCUGAACAAGGGCCACAAAGUAACCAAGAACACACGCAAGCCCAAGCCCAGCUCACGCAAGGGGAAAAACACCAAACACAACAAGUUUGUGCGGGACCUGGUGCGGGAGGUGAUGGGCUUCGCUCCCUAUGAGAAGCGCACCAUUGAAUUGCUGAAGGUCUCCAAGGACAAGAGGGCUCUCAAGUUCCUGAAGAAGCGACUCGGCACUCACAUCCGCGCCAAGAGGAAGCGUGAGGAGAUGCAGCGUGUAAUGGGCCAGCAGAGGAAGGCCGCCGCAGCUGCCGCCGCCGCCGCCGCUGCUGCCGCUGCCCACAAAUAAAGUGUAAAUUAGAAAUAAAGAAAAAAAGGCCA